This is a messenger RNA of Plasmodium knowlesi strain H, 417 nucleotides long. RefSeq names its product FAD-linked sulfhydryl oxidase ERV1, putative. The transcript has a single exon. NCBI's taxonomy places the organism in Eukaryota, Apicomplexa, Aconoidasida, Haemosporida, Plasmodiidae. The record is from RefSeq and is a predicted model, not a curated record. Bases 1 to 417 code for a protein of 138 amino acids. Gene Ontology annotation, molecular function: flavin adenine dinucleotide binding; flavin-dependent sulfhydryl oxidase activity. Gene Ontology annotation, cellular component: mitochondrion.
AUGGAGAUCGAAAAAUGCUACGAACACUCGUGCGGCGAGAGAAGGAAGCCAAACGCCCAUGGAAACAUAAGUGGCAAAAAUGGAAAAAUAUAUCCACCUGAUCGGGAAGAAAUAGGAAGAGCGUCGUGGCUAGUUCUGCAUACAAUGUCGGCAAACUACCCGACGAACCCAACGGAGGAAGACAAGAAAAAGCAUUUCCAUUUUUUCCACGCCUUUGCCAAUUUAUAUCCUUGCUAUAUAUGUAAGCUGGAUCUUCUGGAGCAUUUAAAAAGUUACAAAAUAAACUGUGAAGGUAGGACGGAAAUGGCAACCUUUAUGUUUAACCUUCACAACAAGGUGAAUGAAGACAUCGGGAAGGCUCUGUUUCCCUGUGGACAUAUUCAAGAGAUCAUUGAUAUGUACAGGACGGCUGACUGA